ACUGGGCACUGAUCGGUCCCACAAGAACAAAACAUGACACAUAUGAGUGGUUUGUCCGCAACAUACCUGGGAUGCUUCCUCCUCCACUCUCCUUCUCCCCUUACUAGUAUCAUACUGGUAUUGUACAUCACCAUCUGUCAUAUUUUCCGCUGAGCCCAUCACAGAGGGUAAACGGUCGAAAACUCGCACAAUACAUCCGCCGACAUUCCCCGGGUCUCCGGAACAAACCGACGGACGAAACAAAUACCAAGGAUAUACCCGAGUAGACAAAUUUCACUUCUCUACCAUCGUCGACAAGUAGCUGGGGAAUAAGCAUUACCACCUGGAUUUAGGGUUAGGCUCGAAAGGAAAAAUCGAGUGAUUCGGGCCAAGAGGUCGAGGAGGUACCUUGACGUGCAAUACCGUACAGUUAAGGUCGUAUCGGUCGGUGCGCUUAGCGAUCAAAAGAUGACGAUUCUUAGCUCUACACCGCCGGACGAACGGGUCGUGGAACUCGCUCAUGCCAUAUCCCGUUUACUUGGCUGGACCUACUUUUUGUGUUGGGGAGUCUCUUCUUAUCCUCAACUUCUCAUCAACUAUUCACGAAAGUCAGUAACUGGUCUCGCUUUCGAUUUCUUCACCGUGAACAUCCUAGGCUUCGGCUGCUACACCAUCUCCUCGAUCCUAUUUCUAUUCUCCCCUGUGGUGCGAGAUGAAUAUGCGAGGCGCCAUCCUCGGUCUCCUGAGCCCACCGUCCGAUGGAACGAUCUGGCGUUUGCGAUUCAUGCAACCUUGUUCAGCGUCAUAACUUGGUCACAAUUCUUUUUUUGGGGAUAUAAGCGAGACCCCACACAAAGGUUGUCUCGCACGAUGCUAGCGUUAAUAGCCAUGUGUAUUGUUACAAUCCUGGUUUCCAUUGCUCUUGCCCUGAGUGGCAUAGCAGAUUUUGAAUGGAUUGACGUCGCCUAUACUCUACAAUUUGUCAAGUUGUUCAUCUCGAUAGUGAAGUACGUUCCUCAAGCAUGGCUUAAUUAUAAACGGGAGGCAACCACUGGUUGGUCGAUUCACAACAUUUUACUUGAUAUUUCUGGGGGUGUCUUAUCGCUGGCCCAGUUGGUUUUGGACUCCAGCCUUCAAAACGACUGGUCCGGCCUAACCGGCAAUCCCUUGAAAUUAUUCCUUUCACAAAUUUCUAUAUUUUUCGACAUUAUAUUCAUUAUUCAGCACUACGUAUUAUAUCGCUCCUCCAGUGAAAGUUCUACCUACUCGCAUCUUUCUCCGGAAGGAGAAGCCGAAAUAGGCUACGGAACACUUGAGCCACCCCCAAGGAUCCCAAGAGCAGGCGGUGAUAAACGAUCGCGCUCUUCCCCACUUUGUCGCUCCUUUGGUGAGGAAGAGCAGAGGUCAUUCGGAAGAUUUCGACACGGCUCGGAGGGAGAGGGGGCACCGAACGAGCUGGGGUUAAGGGGAAGGGAAAAGAAGGACUAUGGGGUCGGGGACAAGAGGAGUGAUGAAGAGGAGAGGGGGGGCUUGUUGGGCUCCAGCUUCAGUGAGACUUUCACUAGAGUAGGCGACACGGGGGCAACAGGUGAAUAA
Molecule: messenger RNA, 1575 nt
Organism: Tuber melanosporum (Perigord truffle)
Lineage: Eukaryota; Fungi; Ascomycota; Pezizomycetes; Pezizales; Tuberaceae
Exons: 4
Coding region: 448-1575 (375 amino acids)
Biological process (GO): L-cystine transport
Cellular component (GO): vacuolar membrane; fungal-type vacuole
Molecular function (GO): L-cystine transmembrane transporter activity
Source: RefSeq, a predicted model, not a curated record